GUUGCUGUCUGUUCCCGCGCGGCAUCGACCAUAGUUUGUCCUGCUGCACUCCUCCGCACGCCGCAUUUCCGCUUAAGUACUCGCCGCGGGCAUUGUCAGUAGUCACGCCAGGCCUCUUUGGACAUCCCUCCCAUCGCCGCCAGCACCCUUCUCAGCGGGGACCUCCUCGUCGACCGCCAGUGCACCGACUCGCCGUCUCGCGAUAAUUUCUCCGCGGUCUCCCAAAGACGAGCAGCAUCCUUCGCCUCCUUCGCCUCCUGCACUCCUCAUAGCGACCCCCGAGGCUGCACGCGCCUGUCUCUGCCCGUCCUCAAUGCUACACACAUAGAACGCCGACACCCGCUUCCUGCCCGCAGCCAUGGCUGCUGAAACAUACUCCGGGCUCGCCGACUAUAUCAAGAACCUCGCAAGAGCCCACGAUCCAUCCCGCGAUGCCUCCUUCAAGGCCCAGAUAGCCGCCAACAGCGCAAACUUCACCGCCAAUGCUAUCCAACUGCCCGGCCCCGACUGCGCAGAGAAGGCCGAGCUGCAGAAGGAGAUUGCCGCUCUCUGCGCGCGGAUAGGCUUCCUUGAGCAGAAAAGCAAUGCUGUUGUUUACCCGGACGCAUUGCCCAUCACACCCGCGGGCGAGCCUGCUGAAGAGGGUCUGGUCUACACAUCAGCUGGACCCUUCAGCAAGCCUAGCGCACCCUUCGACCGCCGCGGUUCUACCAGGGAGCAGCGAGCGCUCUGGGUCAGCAACUGGCUCGCAGCAAAGGAGUCCAAUGGCGACCAUGCCCAGGAGCCUGCGGCUGCCCUUACGGAAGAGCAGCUCAACUACCUGCGCGACCACCUGAACAAGCAGGCCGACCAGAUAAAGAACCAGCGCGAGCACAUUGACAACUUGAGCGCCGAGGUAAAUAAGCAGCUGAACAACCAGAACAUGGUAUUUGAGCAUGGUAUUGAAGACAUCGGCGCCCUGAAGCGUGAGCUCGGCAAGCAUCAGCAGGCCAACUUGGCUUUCCAGAAGGCUCUGCGCGAGAUUGGUGCCAUUGUCACAGCCGUCGCUAUGGGCGAUCUGAGCAAGAAGGUUUUGAUCCACGCUAAGGAAAUGGACCCUGAAAUCACACUGUUCAAGCGCACGAUCAAUACCAUGGUGGACCAGCUGCAGGAGUUUGCCAGUCAAGUUACCUUUUUGGCCCGAGAAGUCGGUACUGAGGGCAGACUCGGUGGGCAGGCAAAUCUCCCAGGUGUUGAUGGUAUUUGGGCUGAACUGACCGACUCUGUCAACGACAUGGCUAAGAACCUUACCGAGCAGGUGCGAGAAAUCGCCGUUGUUACAACCGCUGUCGCCCACGGCGACUUGAGCAGAAAGAUUGAGCGUCCUGCAAGGGGAGAAAUUCUCCAGCUGCAACAGACUAUUAACACCAUGGUGGACCAACUGCAAUCGUUUGCGACCGAGGUCACGAAAGUGGCCAGAGAUGUCGGUACUGAAGGCAAGCUUGGUGGUCAGGCCGAGAUCGCUGGUGUUAAGGGCAUGUGGAACGAGCUGACCGUCAAUGUGAACGCUAUGGCGCAAAAUCUCACAACCCAGGUGCGAGAUAUCGCUCAAGUAACAACGGCUGUCGCACAAGGUAACCUCACUCGGAAGGUUGAGGCUGAGUGCAAGGGCGAGAUUUUGGAACUCAAGAACACGAUCAACCGCAUGGUUGACCAACUACAACAAUUCGCACACGAAGUCACGAAGAUUGCGAGAGAAGUCGGAUCUGAAGGUAGACUGGGUGGCCAGGCUACAGUCCAUGGAGUCGAGGGAACCUGGAAGGACCUGACUGAGAAUGUGAACGGUAUGGCCAUGAAUUUAACGACACAAGUACGAGAGAUCGCCGAAGUCACCACAGCUGUAGCAAGAGGAGAUCUCAGUCGAAAGGUCAAGGCCGAAGUCCAGGGUGAGAUUCUGUCCCUGAAGAUUACCAUCAACACCAUGGUGGACCGCCUCAACACCUUUGCCCAGGAAGUGAGCAAGGUUGCCCGUGAAGUCGGAACCGACGGUAUCCUGGGUGGACAAGCACAGGUCGACAACGUGGAAGGAAAAUGGAAGGACCUUACAAAUAACGUCAACACCAUGGCGCAAAACCUGACAUUACAAGUACGAAGUAUCUCGGAAGUCACACAGGCCAUUGCCAAGGGAGACAUGAGCAGGAGAGUACACGUGGAUGCCGAGGGAGAAAUUCGUCUGCUGAAGGACACUAUCAACGACAUGGUCAUGAGACUCGACGAGUGGUCGCUUGCUGUAAAGCGUGUGGCUCGCGAUGUCGGUGUCGACGGAAAGAUGGGUGGUCAGGCAGAUAUCCGGGACAUCGACGGACGCUGGAAGGAGAUCACAACCGACGUCAACACGAUGGCCCAGAACUUGACUUCGCAAGUGCGCGCUUUCGGCGACAUCACAAACGCGGCCAUGGAGGGCAAGUUCACGCAGAUCACAGUCGAGGCGUCCGGUGAGAUGGACGAGCUGAAGAGGAAGAUCAACCAGAUGGUCUCCAGUUUACGAGAGUCCAUCCAGAGGAACACGGCCGCCAGGGAGGCUGCCGAGUUGGCCAACAAGACCAAAUCCGAGUUCCUGGCCAACAUGUCCCACGAGAUCCGAACACCUAUGAACGGUAUCAUUGGUAUGACACAGCUCACGCUCGAUACCGAUCUUACACAUGCUCAGCGAGAGAUGUUGACGAUUGUACACAACCUGGCUGGUCAGCUCUUGACCAUCAUCGACGACAUUCUCGAUAUUUCCAAGAUCGAAGCGAACCGCAUGGUCAUGGAGGAGAUACCAUUCUCGAUUCGUGGCACGAUCUUCAACGCGCUGAAGUCGUUAGCUUCAAGGGCCAACGAGCGCAAGCUGAACUUGGCCUAUGAUGUUUCCUUCAGAGUACCAGAUUAUGUUAUCGGUGACUCUUUCAGAUUAAGACAGAUUAUCUUGAACCUUGUUGGAAACGCUAUCAAGUUUACUGAGCGCGGAGAAGUCAAGGUUGCCAUAAGUAUGGCGCAAGAGCAGGACUGUGGUCCGGAUCAGUACGUCUUCCAAUUCGCUGUCUCCGAUACGGGCAUAGGUAUCCGUGGUGACAAGCUCAACUUGAUCUUCGACACGUUCCAGCAAGCCGAUGGUUCGACAACAAGGAAGUUCGGUGGUACUGGUCUUGGAUUGUCUAUCUCGAAGCGUCUUGUAACCCUCAUGGGUGGCCGCAUGUGGGUCGAGUCUGACUUUGGCAAGGGCAGUGUGUUCUACUUUACCUGCAGAGUUCGUCUCGGAAACCCCGACAUCAGCGCUAUCCAGCCCAACCUCAGGGCGUACAACGGUCACACUGUCAUCUUCAUCGAUCAAGGCCACACCAACUUCUCCGAAGAAGUGGUCAAUCACCUCAAGACCCUCAAACUCGUUCCUAUGGUCGUCAGCUCAGUCGAAGAAGUGCCAGCAUCGGACAAGAGAACUAACAUUGCUUACGAUUGCGUCAUUGUUGACAACGACGCUACAGCACGAGAGCUGAGGGGCGCAGAUCGCUUCAAGUACAUUCCGCUUGUCAUGCUCACACCCAGAGUGGCGAUAAGCCUGAGGUCUGCUCUUGAGAACGGUAUUUCGAGUUACAUGACGACACCUUGCCUGCCGAUCGAUCUGGGUAACGCGCUCAUUCCAGCAUUGGAUGGACGUGCUGCACCUUUGGUCUCUGAUCACUCGAAGUCCUUCAACAUCCUGCUUGCUGAAGACAAUGCUGUCAACCAGAAGCUUGCCGUUCGCAUUCUGGAGAAGUACCAUCACAGGGUCACUGUGGCCAACAACGGUCUGGAAGCAUUCGAGCACAUCCAGAAGAAGCGCUACGACUGCGUUCUUAUGGAUGUGCAGAUGCCUGUAAUGGGUGGUUUCGAAGCUACAGCAAAAAUUCGUGAGUGGGAGCGCGAGAACGGCAUCCCGUCAACAGCAGUUAUCGCCCUCACUGCCCACGCCAUGGUCGGCGACCGCGAGAAGUGCCUCGCGGCGCAGAUGGACGACUACCUUUCCAAACCCCUCCGCCAGAAUCAGCUCAUCCAGACUAUCCUCCGAUGCGCAACAAUGGGUGGCGGUCUCUACGACGCCUCACACUCCAAAGACAACCUCUCGGCUCCCACGCUCGGCCACCCCGACACCUCUCCCAACGCCACACCCCGCGCAACGCCGUCGAAACGCCCCCAGCUCGAAGCCCGCGGCUUCACAGAGCGCGGGCCCGCAGCUGUCGAGUCGCCGAAGCUGCUCGCGGCCGACCAAACAGAUGAUUCUGUGCAAGGGGUACUGUUGAGAUCCAUGUCUGACAUGAACUGAACGAGGCUGAUGAUGGCGCAGUCGCUUCUGAGAAGUCAUAGUAGCUGACUAUCUUCGGACAAGAGGAAGAGGGGGAAGGGGGAUGAUGG
Molecule: messenger RNA, 4410 nt
Organism: Macroventuria anomochaeta
Lineage: Eukaryota; Fungi; Ascomycota; Dothideomycetes; Pleosporales; Didymellaceae
Product: signal transduction histidine-protein kinase bara
Exons: 4
Coding region: 359-4321 (1320 amino acids)
Biological process (GO): phosphorelay signal transduction system; phosphorylation; cellular hyperosmotic response
Cellular component (GO): membrane
Molecular function (GO): phosphorelay sensor kinase activity
Source: RefSeq, a predicted model, not a curated record